CUUUGCUGAAUCUUAACCUAGGAAAAAGCUGUCAAGUAUUAAAUAGUAAUCACAAAAAUAAAACAUGGCUUUGGUGAACAUAUUAAUAGUUUUGGCUUUUUGUUUGUUGGUCGCGGUUGAAGCUGGCCUCAAGGAGGACUAUCUAAACGAGCACAAUCGGCUGAGAAAGUUGCACGGGACUCCCCCUCUCGUUUUGGACGCUGCUCUUUCAAAAGGAUGCGAGGAAUAUGCACAAGAGUUAGCUAAAACCGAAAAUAUGGCCCAUAGUGAUGGAGGCGGGAAGUAUGGUGAAAACUUGUGCAUGCGGUCACACAAUGCCUUGAAAUGUGUUCAAGAUUGGUACGAUGAAAUCAAAUCCUACGACUUUAACAAUCCGGGCUUCUCCAUGGACACUGGCCAUUUUACUGCUGUAGUUUGGAAGGGCGCGAAAAAACUAGGUAUCGGCCAGGCUAGAGAUAAAAAUGGGCACUUCUGGGUAGUCGGAAGAUAUACUCCACCAACGAAUGUUAAUGGGCUGUUCAAAGAACAUGUUCCGAAGCCGAUCAAGGAUGGGGGAGGUGAUGGUGGUCAUGGUCAUGGUUCUGGUAAAGACGACGACGAGGACAGCUCUAGUAUGGUUAGAGCUAACACCAUUCUCCUCUUGAUUGCCUUGUUCCUCCACUUCACGAAUUAAGGACAAUUUUGUGCAUUCCUGUGCCGCCUAGCCCAGUUGUAAAUUUCUAGUUCACCAAUUCAAAAAAUUAUAUUUUAUUGACAUUUAAAU
Molecule: messenger RNA, 763 nt
Organism: Drosophila suzukii
Lineage: Eukaryota; Metazoa; Arthropoda; Insecta; Diptera; Drosophilidae
Product: Golgi-associated plant pathogenesis-related protein 1
Source: RefSeq, a predicted model, not a curated record